Molecule: messenger RNA, 3749 nt
Organism: Aplysia californica (California sea hare)
Lineage: Eukaryota; Metazoa; Mollusca; Gastropoda; Aplysiida; Aplysiidae
Exons: 3
Coding region: 749-1912 (387 amino acids)
Source: RefSeq, a predicted model, not a curated record
GUUUAUGCGUCUUUCUCCUUUACCUUUCAGAAAUAUUGAUUCUGGCUGUGUUCCCUCUGCGUCACUGAGGGCAAUCAGUGGAUGGGCGUGUACUGUAACAUAGUACACUGUGUUAUACAACCGUCUAUACCAAACUACAGUUCAAAACAAUUUCAGAAAUAAUGUGUGGGCUAUAUGACUUUUCUGCACCCUAUACGUUUUCAAAAUGUUACUUCUUAAUAAAACCCAAGUGCACGAGAUCAAAGUAGUAAUUUUUGCCGCUAUGUAAAAAGAGACACACUGUGUUGUGAGGGUACGCUAUGUGUGAUAAUGAAUGAUCUACUUUGAAGGACGACACGGUCUUCGAACAGUCUCUUCGUUAUUCAAAGAAUACAUUUUGAUAUCCUGAAAAACAAGUUUCUUCACGUUCAGUUUAACACAACAUUCUAGCCCCAGUGGAGCAAAGAGAAACAAAAGAAAUUGAAAUAUUUCCUUUUCCGUUGACUACAUUUUAAACAGUAGAUGAGAGAUCAGGAAAACUAGAGAACAAUUAAAUCGUUCUGUUGACGAUAAUAAUGAGGAUUUAUCAAGUCUGUUUUACAACGAAACUGCUCAUUUCUGGUGCUACCAUGAAAACUUGAACACUUAUUUUGGUUGUUUAAAAAGGCUGGAUGAGAAUAUGCGAGUAAAUUAGAUGACUACAGAUUUUUCCUGUAACUGAAUAACUUACUAAGCUCAUUACUGACUGUUACUUCUGGUUGUAACAAAAAUGGCUAAAGUAAAGAGGCUACCACCGUCCACCAACGACACUCGCCACGACAUGGUCGCCGCUAUGGAAGUCGACCCCAGUAAACUAGAGGCUGCUCCAGACUCCAGCAAAGUGGGGACGUUGAAGUAUCCGCUACUGACCCACGAAAAGGUGGACACACGACCCACGAAAAACAUAAAGAUGAAGCAGUACCUGUGCGUGAAACACGCCUUGCCCAACACGCGACUCACCAACGCCAUCUUGUACGAGAACGUGAGUCAGGAGCGCCAUCUUGAAAUGCAGGUUUCCUCCAUCUCACACCGGAGGGGUCGUACUUUGAACACGAUGGACAUCAAUAAACGAGCUUUCAUGGCGCAGCAAGACAGGAAGAAGAGGAAGUGGAAACGCGAGGACGAAGUUCGCCUUUCAGGCAUGAAUCUACCCAGCAUAUCCCCCGUGGACCUGGACAGAAGGCCCAGCGUGGAUGUCAUGUACCACAGCUCUGAUAACGAGCCUCGAUCUGACAGCGCAGGUGUUGGGAGGAAGCCCAUUCUUCCCAUGAUGAAAAUGCGCAAGGAACGGACUGAGAUCGUAUUUCACAAGGACCGAACGUUCAUCACCAAACUCCCUGCCUUCGUCGAGGUCGACCAGAAUAUCCAAACUGUCUUCGACGCGUAUCGUGGCAAAUCGUAUCUCUCCAGAGACCUGCCGAGCCGAGACGAGCGUUUCACCAGACUGCAGAGAAUGCUGCAACCGUCAGCGGGAUCUACGAGUGAGGAAUUCCCUCUGGAGAACGUCAUUUCCAAGAGCAAGUCAAAGAAGCACCACCAUUUGACCGACUCCCCGGUGACGUCAGAGCCCUGUAACUUCAACAGUUACGCCGAAGCCAGGGUGAUGAUUGCUUCCCGCGGUCAGAGCAGGGACAACGCGAGGUCAGCCCCGAACGUGGAAUUUAUGACCGAAAAGAAAUCUGCCUCAGGUACGAGACCAGCGGAGAUCUUGCAUUCUUUUAAGACUCAGGACAUUAAAGAGUUGUCUAAAUCUCUGACAAGAGAGUCGCACAUAGACCCAUCCGCUAUCAAUCCAGGCUUGCACAGGAGAGACUCUAAUAUAAGUUUCGCAACAAAGAAACCAAGCGUCCACGUCCCCUCCCUUGGACUUAAUUAUGAAAUGAAGAAUGGAUGAUGUCAACUUGACGCUUAGACUUCACACUGUACAGAUAACCUGAAUGCAUUUAACACAUACUUGAUGUCUUUUGGGAUUUUGUUUUGUUUCGCCUUGUUCUAUCAUUAUGUUAUAAAUUUUAAAAAUCAUUUUACUGAAAAAUAUAUUAAGUUUCCUUUCUCUACCGAUUUGGGUUGACGAGGUCUUAAAAUUUGUUUCAACCAAAUAAUGACCAAUAUGGGUAUGAGGGUGCUGAAAAAAUAACCAACCGUUCUAUGCUUAAGACUUCUCUCCUGUACCAUUAAGACCCCGUGGAAUGUUAGUGAGUUUUGGACAGCGUUCUAGAAAUGUUUUUCUCCUGAAAUUUUGGUAAUAUGGAAGGUAUGUCUAAAUACUGGAGAGGUGCUGAAUGUCUUUAUUUUAAAGAAAUGGUGUAUAACAUUUAUAGUCUUUUUUUUUUCAAAAGAAGGUUGCCACAGUUAAUCUACACAAGAUUAUUUCUUUGUUCUGGCUUUCUAUAUUACUACUUUAUUUGCUUUCAAAUUAUUCUAGUUUAUUCACUGGCAGUCAAUUUCAGUAUGUUUUAAUUUGUUUAUUUAUCUCUUCCAUGUCAUGAAAACGAUGGCGAGGCCCUGGGAGUUGUGGUUUGGGGGGGGGGGGAUUCUUCUGUUCUGUAAAUUAGGAUAGUUAUAAUGUUUUCUCGUUCAUUUACAAUGUUCAUUUUCUACCUAUGCUAAUUUUUUUUCUUUAAUUAUAGAGGGAUUAUAAUUCCAAAUGUCGCUUUUAACCUGCUUUUCAUAUAGUUGUUAUCAAUAUUCGUUCAGAUCUACCUUCAGGGUUUCGGGGAUUCCGAAGGCAAUCAGGAAGAGGGAGGAGAGGGAGGGGGUAUUUGGUAUGUCAUUAAUGGUUUGUCCAACAGUGAGUAGAGUCUCCAGUGACGGCAGUUCAAAAUAUACAACACUAAUUUUGUUUUUACAAAGGUUCUAUUGAAUGAAUGUGUCUAACUGCACCAUCUCUGCCCUAUCCUAUAUUAUCGUGUUUCUAUUUGUGUAUCCCUGACAGAAAAAUACAACAUUGUUCUUUCCUUAACGCUAGUUUAAUUGAGCAGUACGCUCAGUCGAAAUGCAUCGUUGAUUUCCAAUAUAGCGUUUCGUUGACAGGAGUCUCGGCUCACACAAAAAGGAAGACCUGGUUUAGGGGGAGUCUCGGUUACAGGUAACUGCGGCCAUGUUGUAAUAUAACAUGCUUUUGUCACGAGCACACACAGCCACAUAAUGCAGGUGAAUAGGGAGACUAACUUUCAUUAACAACAGAGGGAGAGAUAUCAGGUUGGACAUAACUCGGUCCUCCAACCGCCACCAUUUCAUUUGAGACAGGAGUUUCUGGAAUAAGUUAAUGAAAAAGGCAGAUGAUCAUUAUUGUCAAGAUUGUGUUGAAAUUAUUCCUCUGAUGUAAUAACUUGUAUUACAUGUUUGCAUAAAAGAAAAAGAAAAAAAUAUUACAGCUUUUUGACAGAAGGUCCCGCUAAACAUAAUCAUGAUAUCAUCAGAAUCAUCACUAUCACCAUCACUAUCAUCAUCAUCAUCAUCAUCAUCAUCAUCAUCAUCAUCAUCAUCAUCAUCAUCGUCAUCAUCGUCAUCAUCGUCAUCAUCGUCAUCAUCAUCAUUUAAAUUUGUUUCCAAACAAUUACUCUUCGAGCCGAAAGUAUUGUUUAAUAUCUUAUUCUAAUAGUAAUUGUAUUGGUAUUCUCGUUUCGACUCUCCUGUAAUUGUUGCUUCUACAUUAUGGUUGUCUUAUUACCGAUUACAGGGGGAAAAACAACAGAAAACCCAGAAAAUGAAGUGUUGUUAAAUAUCAA